CCGGUUGAAUACGGACGCCAUUGCCAAAUUGCCAUUUUUGUUUGGAAGUGACGUGACCGAAGCACAUUUCUCUUUCUUUUUGUACAUAGUAUAAUAGUUUUAAGCAUUUGAUAAUAUAAUGGGUGUUCAAGUAGAAACUAUUUCUCCCGGUGACGGCCAAACUUUUCCAAAAACGGGCCAAACCGUCGUUGUUCAUUACACAGGUACCUUAGAAAAUGGGCAAAAAUUUGAUUCGUCGCGAGACAGAGGUGCACCAUUUAAAUUCCACAUAGGAAGGGGAGAAGUGAUUAAAGGAUGGGAUGAAGGAGUUGCCCAACUUAGUGUUGGACAGAGAGCAAAACUUACUUGUUCUCCAGAUUAUGCUUAUGGAUCAAGAGGUCAUCCCGGAAUUAUUCCACCAAAUGCAACACUAAUUUUUGAUGUAGAACUCCUUGAAAUUGAAUAAAUCGCCAUUUGAUUUCAGCCAGUUCAUUAAUUUACAUAUUGAGCAGUAACAAGUGCAUUUAGAUGUAUGGUCAUUAAGUUUGUUUUAUACAUUUUUGUAAAGUUAUCUGCAGAAUAAUAUACUUAAUUAUGUCAGAAGUUAAUUCAUAGAGAGGAUGCUUUUACCUAAGUUUAUAGUUUGGUUAUAGGUGUUGUGGUGUCCCAAUAAAAAAUAUUUCAAUGUC
Molecule: messenger RNA, 668 nt
Organism: Anoplophora glabripennis (Asian longhorned beetle)
Lineage: Eukaryota; Metazoa; Arthropoda; Insecta; Coleoptera; Cerambycidae
Gene: Fkbp12
Product: peptidyl-prolyl cis-trans isomerase FKBP1A
Exons: 4
Coding region: 119-445 (108 amino acids)
Molecular function (GO): peptidyl-prolyl cis-trans isomerase activity
Source: RefSeq, a predicted model, not a curated record